CCACAUUCCCUCCCUCCCUCUCUCUCUCUCCCUCCCUCACUCUCUCUCUCUCCUCCCAUCUCUUGCCUGUGUACACCGUGCUGCUUUACACUGAGCACAAGGAAUACAGAUGUAAGUUUAAUCCAGGCAACGGUCAGAGCUAGAAAGUGAAUAUGAGGUUGCCCUUUUGCUAACAUGCGGUAGUAUUCAGUAGAAUAUUCAGUAGCCAGCGCAGCUGUCAAGGCGGAUUCAGAAGGGGAAAUGAAAACCUCCUGGAACUGUGUGUUCGUGUUUUAUUCUUUCCCUCUCUUUGUGUGGAUCUAUGCUUUUCCACUCUUAAAGCUUGGCAGCAAGAGGUGUUAUCUCUAACACUGAGCUCAGCUUUAAAAGGAAAUUGCGAGACUCUAAAUCUGCCUGUCAGCCUCUGAUGAGUUUCUGAUUAAAUGAUAAAGCCAGAGGAGGACACCCAGAUGAAUCAAGGAAAAAAUUGCAAAGGGGAUUUCAUAAAAGCUCUGCUGUUUUGGACUCUGAUUUUUUAAAAGAUUUUGAUUUUUUUUGGCUUUUAUUUAUAGCUUUGUACUGGACCUGCAUCCGAAGUCUGCAGUGAUUGCACAUUUGUUUCCCACGCCAGCUGAGGCACAGAUGGUGUAAUGUUGUGCUUAGACUUGGACUUCCUUUGAGAGGAUUUCGUUUCCACCUGAUCAGCGGUCUUUCACUGUUUGAAUACAUUCUGAGCUGCCCUCCCACCUCUCUGCCCUUCUGUUUUACUGAACACUGUUAGCUGGUCAGUCACUUUAGCAUCUGGGCAGUGAUUUCUAAUGGAGGCGCAGUGUGUGUGAGGCUCAAUUCAGAGUACUUGCGUCUUACAGACUGAACUGUCACACACUUUUCAGAGGAACCUCAGACUUUCCACCUAUGCAAAUCUGAUUAAGUCAGAAGAAAGUUUUAGAGUAUCUGCAAUUGGGACAGCCUACCAAAAGCCGGGAUGCAGGUGUCGUUAGUGUGCACGGACCAUCGUGGGGGGGUGAGCCGCAAUACAGAGGACCGCCUAAACCGACAGAAUGCCAACAGCCCUAACACAGGGACUCGCAGCAAGUUCAGAGCAGUGGCGAUGGUGGCUCGCAGUCUGGGACAGCUCUCUGUACAGAGUGUGCCUUCCUCCAGCGAGCAAAGCAUGAAGACUGGCAUGAAAUAUAGAAACCUUGGGAAGUCAGGCCUGCGGGUGUCCUGCCUUGGAUUAGGAACAUGGGUGACGUUCGGCGGACAGAUAACGGAUGAGAUGGCAGAGCAGCUGAUGACUCUGGCCUAUGAAAACGGCAUCAAUCUCUUUGACACAGCGGAGGUCUAUGCUGCUGGAAAGGCAGAGGUGGUGCUUGGAAACAUCAUAAAGAAGAAAGGAUGGAGGCGCUCAAGUCUGGUGAUAACAACAAAGAUCUUCUGGGGUGGAAAAGCGGAGACUGAAAGAGGUUUAUCCCGAAAACACAUUAUAGAAGGUUUAAAGGCUUCUCUAGAAAGACUGCAGUUAGACUAUGUGGAUGUGGUUUUUGCAAACAGACCGGACCCUAAUACACCAAUGGAAGAAACGGUCCGAGCAAUGACCCAUGUGAUAAAUCAGGGCAUGGCCAUGUACUGGGGAACAUCCCGCUGGAGCCCAAUGGAGAUCAUGGAAGCAUACUCUGUGGCGCGACAGUUCAACCAGAUACCUCCCAUCUGUGAGCAGGCUGAGUACCACAUGUUCCAGAGGGAGAAGGUGGAGGUGCAGCUGCCUGAGCUCUUCCAUAAGAUAGGGGUGGGGGCCAUGACGUGGUCGCCACUGGCCUGUGGGAUCAUCUCAGGGAAAUAUGACGGCAGGGUGCCUCCCUACUCUCGGGCCUCUCUGAAGGGGUACCAGUGGUUGAAGGACAAGAUCUUGAGCGAGGAGGGCCGGCGUCAGCAGGCGAAGUUGAAAGAGCUGCAGGCAAUCGCGGAGCGGCUGGGCUGCACUCUGCCCCAACUCGCCAUCGCGUGGUGCCUAAGGAACGAGGGGGUGAGCUCUGUCCUUUUAGGAGCGUCCAACACCGACCAGCUGAUGGAGAACAUAGGAGCAAUACAGGUUCUUCCAAAGUUGUCGUCGUCCAUCACACACGAGGUGGACAGCAUCCUGGGCAACAAGCCGUACAGUAAAAAGGACUACCGCUCCUAACGGCCACCCGCCAGGGCUGCACCCGGCCUGCAGCCACAGCGCCCCACCUUUGCCUGAUCCUCUGUUUGCUUGAGCUUUUACUGAGUGAGACCCUGGCGCAUGAGUCUGGCCACACCAAGGCCACCCAGGGCACCUCAUUUAGAGUCACAGGGAUAAGAUAAGAAAAGGGGGAAAAAAUACAGUCACCUCCACGGGAAAGGAAGGGAUUGACAAAGAAAAGACAUAACUGGAAAAGAGGUUAGGGAUAUGCGCUCAUAUUUAAAUCAGUUAUACAUUCAAUUCAGCUGAACGUAUUUUAAAACCGUAGACAAAAAAAAAAUGUCUUUUUGAAAAAAAAUAAGCACACGCUUGCUUGGCAGCCAGAUUUUCUUUUUGGGAUUUCUUUUAUAUUCUUUUUUUUUUUUUUUUCUUAAACUGAAUGCAACUAAAAGGAAGAUUAAGUUCAUACAUUAUGAAUAUACAACAAUUACUCUGUUGCACAUGUACCAUAGCCAUGCAUUUGUUCCUUGGAUGUUCUGUUUAUGAACAUGUGUGUACUGUACCGAGUCUGUCAAGAUUUCUCUGAAGAGCUGUGUUUGUGGUGUCGACAUUAUCACUGUACGAGCCUUCUCGCGGGCUUUAACAGUCAGCACUUUAGUACUGUCAGCAUAGGUGUUGGAGGGUAGUUUUGGGGGGAGAGGAUGGGUGUUUCAGUAGUCUUAUCUCACAGCCAAUGCACUAUAGAAUCAUAUCACCUCCUGAUAACUCCCUCUCUCCAUCCUCAGUCUGUGUCUUCAUUGGCAGUAUGUUUGUCCAGCCUGAUGCUCCGACACUCCUGCUGUCUGAGCAGGAAGGGGGUGGGGAGGGCACUGCUGAGACACUCCUGACACACUCCUCUAUCCUGACCAGUGAAUUGCCCGUGACAAUGAAUCAGGAGCUGAUGUGUCAGGGCAACUUGUCUGCCACCGAAGAGAUUAGCUAAUUAUUCAACCCUAAUCGUAGGAGCUGCAGUGGGUCUAAAUGAAAUGCAGAGUUGUACUUCACUGUGUUACCCAACCUCUGUUUUCAGCCUGGGGAUUUACUGUACAGGAAGUGGUCAUAUCAGUGCUGGCUCCACACCUCCUGAGAACUUCUCCUUGAUCAGAUUUUGUUCAAGUGUUUUGCCUUAUUUACAGUUGCAUCAGACUGUGCUGUGGGCUUUUAGAGCAGCUCAACAGCUGCCCCCUUUAGCCAACGGGCUUCGUGCCCAGUGUGUACAGGAUCGCUGACUGGUGGAAACGGCAUUUGUUUUUGCAAGGAAGAGGUGGUGACAUGUCCAGUUAAUCAGUGAGUGGUCGCAGCUCAGGGAACAGAGCAGGUGGUUUUACAUGGUCAGAAGGUUGUAUUUACUCGUCUGUCUUUCUUUCAUGUGUGGACACUGGGUAGGGCCAGUGACAUUUUUAGUGUGGCUUGAGCCAAAGAUAUCCUUCAUCAUCUCUCUCUGAUGACACGGUUUCGCUCUCACUUCCUGCAAGACUAUAGAACUCAUCUUGACGCAUGUGCGGUCCAGCUUGCAAUCUAUCUAUUGUAUGGACUUUACUCCAUAUAUAUCUUUACUUGACAAUGCUGUUAUACUAGUUAACAAAUACGUCCUUCAUAUACAGAAUGCAUAGUACAGCUACUUGCUUUAGGAUUGGUAAGGUUUGUUUCAGGUACGUUCGACCUGAGACGCGUCAGAAGUAUUAUUGCAGAUUAUUAAAAAUUGAUGCCACCCUAUAUCAUUCUUUCUCCUUUGGGUGCUCUCUGACUGUGAUUAAAGCACAAGUGGAUAGCAUGUGAUACAUCCUCAAAGCAUGGACCCUCUUCACCCAGCCCACAGUACCUACAGGGCAAGUAAGGCGUUGCUACUCUGCUUACUAACACAUGUAGAUAAAAAAUAUUUACUAACAGUUGAUAAACUAUUGAUUCUUAGCAUAAAAUACAAGUACAGAUUAAGAACACUGUUAUUGAUGUGAAUGAGAUGCAGGUGCUUCAGUGGAGAGGAUGAUCAAAGUGAAAGUAACUGUGAGGUUUACAAUCUGCUUUGUUACUACUCCCAGGUGAUUUUUUUUUUUUUUUUACAACAAAAUUAUUUACAAAAUUAAUUAUUUAAUGCCUCUGCUGUUGAUCCUGUUUGGGUGUCUGUGUGUGUGUGUGUGUGUGUAUGGGGGGAAUCCCUUUCCUGUUGUAUAAAUCAAAUCCUGUAUACGUUUGAUUUGCUGUGUCUGAGUGAAAAACAAUGUUUUCUCAGAUGAAGAGAAAAAAAAAGAUAAGCAAAGAACACUUAGUUUAUUUAGUCUUUGGAGUUCCUGUGUCUUAAUAUUUUCAUCUACAGGGAGUGGGGAGGAAGUUUAAGACUUAGAGGGAAAGUCUGCAUAUUUGCUUUCUUGCUGAGAGUUAAAAUGAGA
Messenger RNA from Scatophagus argus, 4566 nucleotides. RefSeq names its product potassium voltage-gated channel subfamily A regulatory beta subunit 2a (gene kcnab2a). Gene Ontology annotation, molecular function: voltage-gated potassium channel activity; potassium channel regulator activity; transmembrane transporter binding. The transcript is spliced from 14 exons. NCBI's taxonomy places the organism in Eukaryota, Metazoa, Chordata, Actinopteri, Scatophagidae. The record is from RefSeq and is a predicted model, not a curated record. Gene Ontology annotation, cellular component: extrinsic component of cytoplasmic side of plasma membrane; voltage-gated potassium channel complex; cytoplasm. The coding region runs from base 965 to 2161 and encodes 398 amino acids. Gene Ontology annotation, biological process: regulation of potassium ion transmembrane transport; transmembrane transport; regulation of action potential.